UGAAGUUUGAAAGGAAAUGGGUGGAUUUUUUGAUGUUGUAGGAUCAUUACCUGGCUGAAGACUAAACAUGAGAAUAGCCGGUGCUGCAAAGUUGGUAGUAGUCAUAGCAAUAUUUUUAUUGACAUUCUAUGUCAUAUCUCAAGUUUUUGAAAUAAAAAUGGAUGCAAACUUAGGACACAUAUUUGCUAGAUCAGCAUUGGAUGCAGCUGCACGUGCUACAAAACCCCCAAGGUACAAAUGUGGCAUUUCUAAAGCUUGUCCUGAAAAGCACUUUGCAUUCAAAAUGGCAAGUGGAGCUGCAAACGUAGUUGGGCCUAAAAUUUGUGUAGAAGAUAAUGUUUUAAUGAGCGGAGUUAAAAACAAUGUUGGCAGAGGAAUAAAUGUGGCUUUGGUCAAUGGUAAAACAGGAGAAACAAUAGACACCAAGUUCUUUGACAUGUGGGGUGGAGAUGUGGCACCGUUUAUUGAAUUCCUAAAGUCAAUCCAGGAUGGAACCAUAGUGUUAAUGGGAACAUAUGAUGAUGGUGCUACCAAGCUUAAUGAGGAAGCACGGAAGCUGAUUGCAGAAUUGGGGAGCACAUCCAUUACUAACCUUGGCUUUAGAGACAACUGGGUCUUCUGUGGUGGAAAAGGAAUUAAGACUAAAAGUCCAUUUGAACAGCAUAUAAAGAACAACAAGGACACAAACAAAUAUGAAGGCUGGCCAGAAGUUGUUGAGAUGGAAGGCUGCAUCCCACAGAAGCAAGACUAAAACAAAAGGAAAGAAUGUGGAAGAAAAUGCACUUUCUGCUACUAAUUGGGAGAGGGCUAUGAAGGAAACUGUACUGUAAAUAAUAUUUUUAAAGCAUGCAACCAUCCUGUCGGUGUGUGCAUGAGCACUGACAUUUUGAAUAUUGGGAUUAUUUAUUGCUAAUACACAUAGCAAUCCUUUUUUGUAAAUAUGUCCAAAAAAAGAAAAAAAAAAUCAUUUCUAAGCAGGUUUCCUAAAAGCACAGCAUUUAGUUUAUCUAAAGUAAAUAAUAUCUCUUAGAUAACAGGCUAAUAAAUUCCAUAUACCAGUGAUCAACAUCUGUCAAGAUCUAUUUGUUUUACUGUUCUCUAACAGCGUAAUGUUGCUGUGAGUAUGUAACCUUUGUGGAAUAUGUAGAUUUUAGUGAUAAGUUAAUAAAGAGCUUUAAUUUUUUUUUUUAUCCUCUGCCUCUUUAAAUGGCAGCAUCACUUUUUAUUAAAGCUAUUUGGUUAUUCUAA
Tinamus guttatus (white-throated tinamou) is the source of this 1248-nucleotide messenger RNA. RefSeq names its product FAM3 metabolism regulating signaling molecule C (gene FAM3C). The record is from RefSeq and is a predicted model, not a curated record. NCBI's taxonomy places the organism in Eukaryota, Metazoa, Chordata, Aves, Tinamiformes, Tinamidae.